CAAUGGGCGGUGCCGGGGAGAGAGGAGCCGGGGGCUGCGUGUUUCCGGAAGACGUGGCGGCCGCUUCUGCCGCCGCUUCCAGUCACCUCCCCCCUCCCUAGUUCCCUACUGCUGCCGCCGCCACCGGCCUCGCCGCCACCAUGAUCUCCCUCACCGACACCCAGAAGAUUGGAAUGGGAUUAACGGGCUUUGGUGUGUUUUUCCUUUUCUUUGGAAUGAUUCUCUUUUUUGACAAAGCACUUUUGGCUAUUGGAAAUGUUUUAUUUGUGGCUGGCUUGGCUUUUGUUAUUGGUUUAGAAAGAACAUUUAGAUUCUUCUUCCAAAAACACAAAAUGAAAGCAACAGUCUUUUUCUUGGGUGGUGUGCUUAUAGUUCUCAUUGGUUGGCCCUUGAUAGGAAUGAUCCUCGAAAUGUAUGGAUUUUUCCUUUUAUUCAGGGGUUUCUUUCCUGUGGUGGUUGGUUUUAUUAGAAGAGUGCCAGUCCUUGGAUAUCUCUUGAAUUUACCUGGUAUAAGCUCGCUUGUAGAUAAAGCUGGAGAAAGCAACAACAUGGUAUAAUGACAAGUGGGCAGAAGGCUGGUUCUAAAUUUAUUGUAUUAUUUAUAAAGCUUUUGAAGAAUAUUCAGCACAAAGAUUAAAUUGUGAACAAAGGAAAAGCUUGUAACAUUCUUUAUAUAAAAGUUUAAUUUAAAAUGUAUAGUCUACAAAAUACAUCAUUA
Messenger RNA from Chrysemys picta bellii (western painted turtle), 718 nucleotides. Its product is annotated as vesicle transport protein GOT1B. The record is from RefSeq and is a predicted model, not a curated record. Gene Ontology annotation, biological process: retrograde transport, endosome to Golgi; endoplasmic reticulum to Golgi vesicle-mediated transport. Gene Ontology annotation, cellular component: endoplasmic reticulum; membrane. NCBI's taxonomy places the organism in Eukaryota, Metazoa, Chordata, Testudines, Emydidae.